GACCUGCACCGGCUCUGGUGCUUGUGCUUAUUUCACUGUGUUAGAACAAUGUUAAUGAGUGUAUCCUCUCCUCCCUGCCCGAUCUGAGCACGCAUUAGCAACAAACUGAGUCUCGUUUAUGUGUGUCUUCUAGGACAGAAACCUCCCCCAGGUGACACUGGGACCUGCUACUACUUUUUUUUUCUUUUUUUGCAAUGUAUUUCAAGGGUGGGAUGAGUCAAAGGGCAGACUAUUAAGACUUCUCUCAUCUCUUUAAGAACAUAUCUGACCCUGUUUUCCGCUCUCCUUGGUUAGGAGACAUCUCUCUGCAAGGGACGCUGUGCCUAGUCUUUGACAAUGAAGUUCAACUUGUUCAGACGGCCACAGGCCAUGACAGCGGCCGAGCCCACCAGUGCCCCCACCAUGACCAUGGCUCCCACCUCAGCUGCCAUGUCCACCUCAGCACCAGAAACUUCUGGCUCGAACAAUACAGAGAUCAGCAAGAAUGACAUGUUUGAGGAGAUCAAGAGCAAAUUCUUGAAUGAAAUUGAUAAAAUCCCAUUGCCUCCGUGGGCUUUGAUUGCCAUUGCUGUAGUGGCAGCAUUGCUAAUCCUCACCUGCUGUUUCUGCAUAAUCAAAAAAUGUUGCUGCAAGAAGAAGAAGAACAAGAAAGGAAAGAAGGGAAAGGAUGGCUUCAACAUGAAGAACAUGCAGGGUGGUGAGGAUGACGAUGAUGAUGAGGGAGAGACUGGACUGACAGAGGAAGAGAAAGAGGAAGAGGAGAAAGAGCAGGAGAAACUGGGGAAGCUGCAAUACUCUAUAGAUUAUGACUUUGAGAAUACAAAGCUGACAAUUGGUAUCCUUCAAGCUGCAGAUCUCAUGUCCAUGGACUCAGGUGGAACCUCAGACCCUUAUGUUAAAGUCCUGCUCUUCCCUGACAAGAAGAAGAAGUUUGACACCAAAGUGCACAAAAAAACACUGAACCCUGUCUUCAAUGAGACAUUUGUUUUCAAGGUACCCUAUGAGGAGCUUGGUGGAAAGACCUUGGUGAUGUCUGUUUAUGACUAUGACCGAUUUUCUAAACAUGAUGUCAUUGGAGAGGUAAAGCUGCCCAUGAACACCAUUGACCUUGGACGGCCUAUUGAGGAGUGGCGGGAUCUCGAGAGUGCUGAUCAAGAGGAGCCUGAGAAACUUGGAGAUAUCUGCAUCUCCCUUCGUUAUGUCCCCACUGCUGGAAAACUCACUGUCUGCAUCCUGGAGGCAAAGAAUCUGAAGAAGAUGGACGCCUGCGGUUUAUCUGAUCCUUAUGUAAAGAUCCAGCUGCUCCAGGGUGGUAAGCGUCUGAAGAAAAAGAAGACUACAGUGAAGAAGAACACCCUAAACCCAUAUUACAAUGAAUCCUUCAGCUUUGAAAUCCCCCUGGAACAGAUGCAGAAAAUCUUGGUGGCAGUCACAGUGUUUGAUUAUGACAAGAUAGGUAAGAAUGAUGCCAUUGGAAAAAUCUUCGUGGGCAGUAAGGCUACUGGCUUAGGUCUGAAGCACUGGUCUGACAUGCUGGCUAAUCCACGCCGUCCCAUUGCCCAGUGGCACCCAUUGCAGCCAGAGGAGGAAAUUGAUGGCCAGCUGGCAUCCUUGAAUGCAAAGAAGUAACACAUCUCACCAACCAGCUAAUGCACUAACUCAGAAAUCCAAUCUUCAUCCCUACUUUGCAUGAAUUUCAUGACUUCACACAUGACUAUUUGUCAAAAGUCCUGCUCAAAAAAAAAUAUAUUAAAAAAAAGACAUUGUAGAAUAUCUGAAACUCUUUUUGAGCAUCACAUUUCCCACAUUAAUGUAUGCUGAGAAGAAUGGUGUUGAGUUACCGGGUGACUGGUUAAUGAAUGAUCGACUUUUAGUCUUUCCUUCAUUUGAAGAAUCUCAUUCUUAGGGUGCUGACACUGAAUGGAAUUAUUGGUGAAGACAAUGCUGGAUAUAUAUAAAAAAAAGGCUUUAGUUUAGUUUAUAGAGCAUGCUUUACUUACCUCCCCACUGCCUGCGUGCAUCACGCCCAGUAUUGUGUCUUGCUAAUAACUGUGCUUUAACUUGCAAUAGAAAGUACUCUAAUUUGGGGUUAUUUCCCGCAUAAAGUUUGUCUUAAGUCUAUCAAUGCGAAGAGAUUCAAGUGCAGAUGAUUCAGGUUGAGAUCAAUGAAUGCAACAAUCAAUUCUGGAAUAUGUAUGACAUUUUUCUUGAUUUUAUCAGCUCACAUAUGAGAUGGUGCAAACAGUGCAGCAGAACCAUAUAGCAGGGAUGAUGCAGUUGUCUGACUUAAGUUGCUUGUUUUGUGUUGCCACGAAGGCCCAUCUAUGCAUUUAGCUUCAACCCAUAUUUCUGUGUCUUCAGACAGGUGUAAUGUAAGACAGGAAUACAAGGGUGCCUUCCUAAUAUGACACUUUGAGAAGUAGUGCAGGUUUUAUUGUUUAUUUUAAAGUGGUUGAAUAUUGUUCAAAAUGUGUCAGGGACACUGUGAAUGUGCCAUUUGAAAUCUGGCUAUGUUGACCACUUGGAUGUAAAACCUUACUUAUCCAUUGUAGAAGUAAGGCACUAAAAAGGAUUACCAAUGAUGCUGAAAACAGUACUGACUAUGCUUCUUUGAUUUCUGUUGUUUAGUAAAAGACAGUGCCAUUUUGGUUAUUAUGUUUUGACAUUCAUUAAAACGAUUCCACGUCAUUGGCUGAUGUUGUAGUUCUACUGUAAUUCACUUCAAUAUUUCUGUAGUUUCUGCUGAAACAACAUGAGGAUUUCUGUCAAAGACGAAAUGUUUUUAUAGAUUAUUGAAUUUGAAAUGUAAGAUGUAGCUUUGAUUUGUAUUAAUGAGGUGUGUAGAAUCUAAACAUAGCAAAUGUAUCAUCAAACGUAUACAAUACACACAUCCUGGACCAUCUGCUUGAACCAAAUAGAGCUGCAGAAUAGAGCAUGUAUCAUGCCUCGCAGUAUUUUGUCUUGUUUGAAUCACUCGGUCGGGACACAAGCUUUUUGAUCCUGGAGACAAAGUGCUGCAAUAUGGUGAUGUUGAAACUUGUAGGCAAAUUAUUAGUGUAAUGUUUAGUGGCUUGGAAGCAAAAAAGGACACAAAGAAUUGAUUAUUAUAAGGGAAUGACUGAGGAUAGAACAUUUAAAAUGUUGACAUUUAAAUUCCACUGAAUUUACCAAUGACCUGAUCUCUUUCCUGUAGCAGCUCCUCUUAACUGAAGAAUCAUGACUGUCCCCAUAUUGGUUUCUUUGAGUUAAAUGUAGACAUAUGUAGGAUUAAAAUUAUCAUUUAUUGCAGGAACCUUAAAAACCCCCAAAAAAAUAGCUUUAGAAAAUGGAUGACACUUUCUCUAAUCAUACGUGAUGACAACCUGAACCUGAAAAAUCUUCCGAAUUUACCGGGAGGGAAAAGAGUCAGUAUCACUUUCUUAUAAUUCAAAUCAUUGUAACUGAAAUCAUUAUUAAUGACAACUAAUUUCUGGCUUCAAACACUGUCUAGAGCCUCUCUGAUGUUGAGUUUCACUGCUUACGUAGGUAAUUUUGGAUUCUGAACUGGCCAUGAAUUGAUGGAACUGGACACAUGUCCAGGGUUUUACCCCAUCUCUUGUGGAUUAUCUCCAGGGAUUGGCUCCAGCCCACUCAUCCACUCAACCCGAGUUGAUACAUUGAUGUUAUCAGUGAAUUCUAAGUGAGACAAAAUCAGGGAAUCGGUGUUUUGUGAAUUACUUUCUUUAAAUCAAAAAAUCCAAAAUCAGAUCUUGGGAGGCCAACACAUUAAAAUAUUUUCUCAGAAUUUCAGAAACUGGAAAAAAUGAACUCAUAGAAACUUGUGUCUACAUUUAGUGCUUUUAAAUGUCAACAUAGAUUUUUCAGGACAUUUUUAUAAGGGGGCAGUUUGUUUAAAAAAGAAAAUGUUAAGGCAGUCGUUCGUAUGCAUCCACGUCGCCAGCAGAAGUAUCUAAUGGUGAGCAGCGGCACAUUGACAGGUUCAUCCACAGUACUUCUUUACAAUUGUUAACAUAUGCAUCCCGCAAAAUUUGUUAAUAGGCUACAGCAUGUAUUUACAAGAUGAUGUAAAUAGCGGCAUGUUUUAAAGAGGAACCAUAAUUAUAUUGUGUAUGUGUGUUUGUGUUCUGUGUCAUUUUUAUAAUAAAACAGAGUAUAAAAAAAGGAUGCACUGACUGCAAAGUGUAUGAAUUUCUGCUGAAUGUAUGUCUGAACAAUCCAUGUUUGGCUUACCAGACUCCAUGAAUGCCUCAGUUAAAAACACAGCUGAUUUUAGUGUCACAUGGAAAUCCAUUGCGUUUUCAUCAAACUGCAUGAUCGUCUGAUUUUCCGUCAUUGUUUUUAUGUCUCUAUGCUAGUGUGUUUUUUUCCUCAGGCUACAAGUCAUGUAAUAAUUGUUCAUUUCUGAGUGUAUUAAUACAUAAUCAGUUAAUUGUAUAUAUUUCAAAACAGGAGAAUACUUGUCUCCUUAAUUUUCUAUCUCAGUGUACCUAAGUGUUUCCUUCAUGUACUCCUGCCAGACGGGUGUCAAGUCUUAGUUAAUCAAAUGUCAGUGCCGUACAUUAGCUAACUGACUUGUAGCCCCUUUUUCGUCACACGUCAUUAAAUUGUACCUCCUCAUCUUCUUGCUUUUCAAGAAAAUUAGCUUUUAUUUAAAUUGUAGGAUAAAUUAAACUGAAUUCAGUUGUAAAUUCAUUAUUCAGUAGUGUCUUCUUUGCUUCAUAAGUAAUUAAAUAUUAUUACAGCAUACCAGAUUAUUGAUGCUGUUCUUUUAAGUAGCUACCAUCUAAUAAUCAAGCAAUCAAUAUUUUUUUUCAUUACAAAUGCCACUGUAUGAACUGAUAUACUUUAACUAAGGGAUUACAAUAGGAUGAGCUGGUGUUGUGUCGCUUGUGCAUGCUCUUAGAUACUGACGCUGUCUACCACAUCAUUUACAAUGUGGGCCUUCAUUUUUCUGCUUUUUGAGUCAUUAUCAUUUACGUUUAGAUAAAGCCUUAUUUAUAAGAUGGAGUGCAUGGAGAUGAACGCGCCUAAUCCUCUCUGCACUCUCUUUCACAUUAAGACUGUUUCUGGUUUCGAGGAGAUGAGCUGAAGACAGAGGAUUAAUGUCUAAUUCCAAUAUCUUUUUUGUGGAGAAGCACCUCAUUACAUCCUUUAGUACACCGUGUGUCAGCACAUCCUCUACUCUUUGAUAUAGAACUUAUAUUUUACAUGUGCUAGUUUAUGUAUUUUCAACAGGAGUGUAGAGCCGGCAUUCGUUAAAUGGUCUUCUGUUAAGGUAUGUUAGGUAUGUUCUCUGCGAUGCAGGCAACAAAAUCCCUGUCUUCCUGGGUCUCACAAGCUGUCUUGGGCACAGAGCAGACCCAAACAGUGCAGAUUCAACAUUCAACAUUCGAAAUGCAAUACUGCCAACCUGCUGCUUCGGUAAUGGUUCCUUUACAGUCAUAAUCCUGUUAAGUCAACAUAGCCAUAUAACAGAACAUCCAAAGACAGUCAAGCUCGCUUGUAUAUUCACUUACCCAGCAACAUAGACAAGGGAAAUGCUUGAAUGUCGUUCGUCAUUCUUGUUUUGUCUUGUUGUAGAGGUGUGUCAAUAGUUGUGCCUUUUUGUGAACUGCAUGAUUUAAUUCUGUACAGAAUCCAUGUUUUUCCAGCAGAAAAGCAAACAAAAAAGACCAAAAAAGUUGUACUCAUACAUCAUUCUGUGUAGAACUGAAGUACUCAAGGGAACCAAAAUAUGAGGAUGUGAUCAGAGCAUAUCUCUGUGUUGUUCAUAUGUAAUAAUAGGAAAUAAAGGCAUUUUAAGUA
Maylandia zebra (zebra mbuna) is the source of this 5805-nucleotide messenger RNA. It is a transcript of the gene syt2b, whose product is annotated as synaptotagmin IIb. Gene Ontology annotation, cellular component: synaptic vesicle membrane; plasma membrane; exocytic vesicle. Gene Ontology annotation, biological process: synaptic vesicle endocytosis; calcium ion-regulated exocytosis of neurotransmitter. Gene Ontology annotation, molecular function: calcium ion binding; SNARE binding; clathrin binding. NCBI's taxonomy places the organism in Eukaryota, Metazoa, Chordata, Actinopteri, Cichliformes, Cichlidae. The record is from RefSeq and is a predicted model, not a curated record.